Molecule: messenger RNA, 706 nt
Organism: Jaculus jaculus (lesser Egyptian jerboa)
Lineage: Eukaryota; Metazoa; Chordata; Mammalia; Rodentia; Dipodidae
Gene: Atp6v1f
Product: ATPase H+ transporting V1 subunit F
Exons: 2
Coding region: 69-428 (119 amino acids)
Biological process (GO): proton transmembrane transport
Cellular component (GO): membrane; proton-transporting V-type ATPase, V1 domain
Molecular function (GO): proton-transporting ATPase activity, rotational mechanism
Source: RefSeq, a predicted model, not a curated record
GUCGCGCGGCGUGGGCGGGGCCUCGGCGACUGCGGGUGCCUGGGGUGACGCUCUGCCUGGCUGAGGCCAUGGCAGGCCGGGGUAAGCUCAUCGCGGUGAUCGGAGACGAGGACACGGUGACUGGUUUCCUGCUGGGCGGCAUCGGGGAGCUUAACAAGAACCGCCACCCUAACUUCCUGGUGGUGGAGAAGGAUACCACCAUCAAUGAGAUCGAAGACACCUUCCGACAGUUUCUAAACCGGGACGACAUUGGCAUCAUUCUCAUCAACCAGUACAUUGCAGAGAUGGUGCGGCAUGCCCUUGAUGCCCACCAGCGCUCCAUUCCUGCUGUCCUGGAGAUCCCAUCCAAGGAGCAUCCCUAUGAUGCGGCCAAAGACUCCAUCCUGCGCAGGGCCAAGGGCAUGUUCAAUGCCGAAGAUCUGCGUUAGUGCUCCCUGGACCUCAGUCCUUCUCUCACUACCAAUCCUCUUCCAGCUUGCCAUCUUCUUUAAGUUUCAAGCCUCUGGUUUCCAACCCUACCCGUCCCUGGGUCUGUGAGAGGCUGGGUGAGUUCUUCCAGGCUGCUGGGGUUCUGCUGGGUCAAAUCAAGGCUGGGUAGAGAACAGGAGACCCAGGCAUCUUCUCUGUCCACUACCUCUCCCCUAUGUUGUCACUCAGUGUCAUGGUCAUUGUUAAAUUAAAGUAAUAAUUCUUGCUUCUUUCUGAA